AUGCGGCCACGUAAAACGAUUCUACUGGUUGGCGUGUUGGUCAUCUGGGUGCUGAUGACUUAUCUCGCGUUCAUGCGCACCGUCCGGGUUACCGAUGGUUCGCGAUCUCGACCAGCCGCUGCCAGUAGACAGGUGAUGGAGAAAGUGCAGUUCUUCGAGGAUAACCUGAAAAACUUCGCCGAAAAUCGGCAGAAUCUCUACCGGGACAUCAUAAACAUCCUGCGCCGGGACGAGAAGCUGCCCAGCGUUCCUGCCCAAGCGAUUCCGAUUGCGUCUUCUGACGGCCCUGUGAUUGAGCAAGAGCAUGUGCUUCCGGGUUCCGUAGGAGAGGACACGCAGAAAGUCGUUCUAGGAGUUCCGGAAGAGGGCGAUGCAGAAGUAAACGGUGUUCUCGGAGCACCGGCACCGCUGAUCCCGGUUCCUGAAGCUGAGGAUGGUCGACCGGAGGUAGAACGUGUGCUCAGCAAAUUUCAGCAGCGUUAUCUCAACAAUGAUCCCGCAUUCCCGGUCAUACCGGUUGUAGUAUUCGCGUGUAAUCGUAUCUCGGUCAACAAGUGUUUGGAUGAUUUGAUACGCUAUCGGCCGAGCCCUGAGCAAUUCCCCAUAAUCGUAUCGCAGGAUUGCGACGACGAACCGACACGAAACACGAUCCUGUCGUACCGCGACGAAGUAACACUUAUCCAGCAACCGGACCAAUCGGACAUUCCCGUGCCACCAAAGGAGAAAAAGUAUAAGGGGUAUUACAAGAUCUCGCGCCACUACGGUUGGGCCCUAAGAGCGGUGUUUGGGCAAGGGUUUGAUUCCGUAAUCCUCGUGGAGGACGAUCUCAGCGUAGCGCCAGAUUUUUACGAGUAUUUCCUUGGUACCUAUCCCAUAUUGAAACGCGACAAAUCACUCUGGUGCGUGUCGGCAUGGAAUGAUAAUGGCAAGGAGGGGUUGAUCGACAGCUCAGCGCACGAUCUGUUGUACAGAUCUGACUUUUUCCCCGGACUUGGUUGGAUGAUGACAAAGGAUUUGUGGGAUGAGCUGUCUCCAAAAUGGCCUAAAGCCUUUUGGGAUGAUUGGAUCCGCCAGCCAGAGCAGCGUAAAGAGCGAGCUUGCAUACGGCCGGAACUGCCCCGUACACGAACGUUCGGAAAAGUUGGUGUAUCUAAUGGACUCUUUUUCGACAAACAUCUAAAGUACAUCAAGCUAAGUGAAGAGUUCGCGAGCUUUACCAAAAACAAUCUAACCUACCUAAUGAAGUCCGCCUAUGACAAAGCGUUCCUUGAAACCGUGUACCAAAGCCCGGUGGUAACGUUGGAUGAACUGAAACGCGGCAUAGUGACGACCAGAGAACCGAUACGCAUCGCUUAUCACACCAAAGAGCAGUACAAACGGGCCACCAAGAAUCUGGGACUAAUGGACGACUUUAAGAGCGGCGUACCACGGACGGCAUAUCGGGGCAUCGUGUCGUUCUUCUACAACGGUCAGCGGGUAUACCUGGCACCAAGUGCGAACUGGAAGGGUUACGAUCUCACCUGGAGUUAA
Messenger RNA from Anopheles nili, 1530 nucleotides. Its product is annotated as alpha-1,3-mannosyl-glycoprotein 2-beta-N-acetylglucosaminyltransferase. The coding region runs from base 1 to 1530 and encodes 509 amino acids. Gene Ontology annotation, molecular function: alpha-1,3-mannosylglycoprotein 2-beta-N-acetylglucosaminyltransferase activity. Gene Ontology annotation, biological process: protein N-linked glycosylation. NCBI's taxonomy places the organism in Eukaryota, Metazoa, Arthropoda, Insecta, Diptera, Culicidae. Gene Ontology annotation, cellular component: Golgi apparatus. The record is from RefSeq and is a predicted model, not a curated record. The transcript is spliced from 5 exons.